Ictidomys tridecemlineatus (thirteen-lined ground squirrel) is the source of this 4743-nucleotide messenger RNA. RefSeq lists its product as uncharacterized. Lineage: Eukaryota; Metazoa; Chordata; Mammalia; Rodentia; Sciuridae. Gene Ontology annotation, molecular function: RNA polymerase II cis-regulatory region sequence-specific DNA binding; DNA-binding transcription activator activity, RNA polymerase II-specific. Gene Ontology annotation, biological process: regulation of transcription by RNA polymerase II. The record is from RefSeq and is a predicted model, not a curated record. Gene Ontology annotation, cellular component: nucleus.
GCCAGCUGCCCCGCGUGUGGUGGUCAGGGCACCCCAGGAGGCUGUCUCCUGCGCAGUCAGCACAAUGCAAUGGCUCCUCUUGGUAAAGCUGUGGGACCAACGGGAGGCAGUCAGUGUCCGGGUCCAGCGGUGAUCACCAGGUCCCACUGUCCCAUGGUCUACAGAAGCAAGAAUUGCUGCUUCCCCCCGUUCAAGCUCUGGGGUGGGCACGUCACAGGCGUUGAGGGGGUGUUAUUUGAAGUUGUCCCCCUCAGACUCAGAGUCUGAGCCAUGACCUAAUGGAGCACAGCCCCACGACCAUGGUUUACAUCAUGAGUUGGAAAUUGUGAUGUGUUUGGCAAAAGUAAUGGUGAAUGUGUUGUCACAGAAAUUGUCUCAUGUCCGUGUUCUCUUUAGCUUGAUUUCAUGGGAGGUUUUGCAUAUUUCAUCUGACAAGGGAGCAAUCUGGGUGCUGGGUGGAGAGGGGGGGGGCUCCCUAGGGCUGAGGACCCAGGAUGCUCCUCUGAGCACAUCCCUGCAUCCUCCAGGGGAAGGUUGAUGGCAGGGUGCCUUUUGUCUGGGGUGUCCUGGGUCCCUUCGUCUCCACUGUGAGGAGAGGGUCCCGGGGUCAGGACUGUUGGGGCUCCCAGGAGCCUGGGUUUCCUAUUGGGAGUCAGAAGCCUGAGCAGUGACCUCCACACAGGGGCCAGGGGCUUAGGAUCCUGUCCACGUUGCUCAAGUGAGGAGAAGGACACGUUUCCCGCCACAGGGGUGGCUGAGAUCAUGGCACAGCGCCAGGCUCCCCGAGUUCCUCUCCUGCAGGGAAGCUGCUGCUGCAGUUUUGCUUCGGUUUUUAUUUCUCUUCUUUGCAAGUUGCACCUUGCAUGUUCUCUGUUUCUGGAAAUGUUGAUAUAUUUUCACUUUUUACAUGAGAUUUGUGUGUAUUUUAUAGUAGUAAAUGAUAACGUAUCAUAGUGACAGCGUAGAUUUAUGCAUUCAUGACAUUCUAAUUUUUUUAAAAUUUUAUAUAUAUAUAAAAUAAACCCAGUGGGGCUUGACCUGGACCUCUGAGCUACAUCCCCACCCUUUUCCUUUCAUUUUAAGAGAGGGUCUCACUGACCUUGGGCUCCUCCAGCCCCAGCCUCCCUGAGAAGCUGUGCUUUGUUUUUGUGUUGAGGUUAAACCCAGGGCCUCGCCAUGCUCAGAAAGCACUCUAUGGCUGAAGCCUAGCUCAACGCCAGGUGUCACCUCUGUACCAGAGGCUAAGCCAAGGCUUCCCACCUGGAUUAGUUCCCAGCACAGCCAGGAAGCUCCGCCUGAAAAGGGCUGGGGCCAAGGAUCUGUCACUCUACCCAAUUUCAGCCAGUGAUUGGACACCUAGGCUGUCAGUCACAAUGCAGAGGCGGGCCUGGAGGCCAUCCAUCCGGGAUGCGGGGGGACCUGCCCAAUCAGUGCGCAGAGAGACAGGAAGGGCGGGCUUCCGCAAUCUCGCGGGCUGUUUUUCUUCCUGGACUCUGCUCCUGAUCCUUCAAAUCAAAAGUUCUCCGCUCCAGGGACUCAGGUGACUUAGCACAGCCUGUGUCCCCACCCCCAGCUUGGGUGCAUGGAGGUUCCUCAAGAGGACGCGGGGUCACCACAGAAGACAAAAAUGAUCUCAGCGACCUUUGAGGAUGUGGCUGUGAACUUCACCCAGGAGGAGUGGGCUUUGCUGGAUGCUUCCCAGAAGAACCUUUACAGAGAUGUGAUGCUGGAAGUCCUCAGAAACCUGGCAUCUCUAGGAAAGACCUGGGAUGACCAGAACUUUGAAGAUCAGAUCAAUAAUUCUGGGAGUAAUCUAAGGCACUUCAGAUCUCACAGUGGGCAUGGAUGCUAUAAACAUGAAGAGUGUGAAGAGAAGCCAUGUGAAUUGAAACAAUACAGAAAAUCUCUGGUUUCUCUCAAAAGUGUUCACACACAAAUGUUAACACAAACUGGAGAUGAACCAUAUGAAAGUACAAUCAGUUGUUCCAGUGACAUUCAAAGACAUGAAGAUACUCAUACUGAGUGCCAACCCUAUGAAUGUCAACAAUGUGGUGAAGCCUUUUCUUCUCUCCCAGCUGUUCAAAGACACAUGAGAACACACAGUGGAGGUAAACCUUUUCAAUAUGAGGUAUGUGGGAAAGCCUUUCAUUCCCCCACUUUAUUUAGAAAACAUGAAAGAACUCAUUCUGGAGAGAAACUCCAUAAAUGUAAACAAGGUGGUAAAACUUUGGUUUCAUUCACAAGUCUUCGAUGUCACAUGAUCAGGCACACUGGGAAAGCACAUUUCAAAUGUAAGCUAUGUGGAAAAGACUUUGCUUAUCUCAGUUUACUUAGAAUACAUCAGAGAAUGCAUACUGGAGAGAAACCCUAUGAAUGUCAACAAUGUGGGAAAGCCUUCAGUACUUCAUCUUACCUCCAGAUACACGAAUGGACUCAUACAGGAGAGAAGCCCUAUGAGUGUAAGCAGUGUGGGAAAGCCUUCACUCAGUCUGCUCACCUUCACUCUCAUGAGCAAACUCAUACUGGAGAGAAGCCCUAUACAUGUCAACAAUGUGGGAAAGCCUACACUACUUCAUCUUACCUUCAGAUACAUGAACAAUUCCAUGCUGGAGAGAAGCCCAAUGAAUGCCAACAAUGUGGAAAAGUCUUCACUACUUCUUCUUCCCUUCACAGACAUGAACGAACUCAUACUAGGGAGAAGCCCUAUGAACGUAAGCAGUGUGGCAAAGCUUUUACUCAGUCUUCUAACCUUCACUCAUAUGAAAACACUCAUAUGACAGAGAAAUCCUAUGAAUGCCAACAAUGUGAAAAAGUCUUCACUACUUCUUCUAACCUUCACAGACAUGAACGGACCCAUACUGGAGAGAAGCCCUAUGAAUGUAAGCAGUGUGGCAAAGCCUUCACUCAGUCAUCUUACCUUCACUCACAUGUGAAAACUCACACUGGAGAGAAGCCCUAUGUAUGUAAACUGUGUGGAAAAGCCUUUGCUACAUCUCCUCAGCUUCGUGUACAUAAACGAACUCAUACUGGAGAGAGGCCCUAUGAAUGUAAGCAGUGUGGCAAAGCCUUCAUUCAUUCUGGUGACCUUCGCUCCCAUGAGCGAACUCAUACUGGAGUGAAGCCCUAUGAAUGUAAGCAGUGUGGCAAAGCCUUUGCUACAUCUUCUCAGCUUCACAUACAUGAACGAACUCAUACUGGAGAGAAGCCCUAUGAAUGUAAACAAUGUGGUAGAGCCUUUGCUAGAUCUGGUGACCUUAACAUACAUGGAAGGAUGCAUACUGGAGAGAAGCCCUAUAAAUGUCAACAAUGUGGAAAAGACUUUGCUGCAUACUCUCACCUUCACAAACAUGAAAGGAUGCAUACUGGAGAGAGGCCCUAUAAAUGUAAACAGUGUGGAAAAGCCUUCAUUGACUCCUCUAACCUUCACAGACAUGAGAAAAUCCAUACUGAAGAGAUGCCCAAUGGAAGUCAACAUUGUGGAAAAACCUUUGAUACAUCCAGUGAACCUCACAUGCAUGGAAGAACUCACAAAGAAGAGAAGACCAAUAAAUGCCAACAAUGUGGAAAAGUCUUCAGUACUUCUUCUUACCUUCAGAUACAUGAACGGACACAUACUGGAUUGAAGCCCUAUGAAUGUAAGCAGUGUGGCAAAACCUUUGGUAGAUCUUCUCAGCUUCACAUACAUAAACGAACUCAUACUGGAGAAAAGCCCUAUGAAUGUAAGCUGUGUGGAAAAGCCUUUACUUACUCCUCUAACUUUCAUAGACAUGAAAGAACACAUACUAGAGAGAAACCUUAUGAAUAUCAACACUGUGGGAAAGGCUUCACUACACCAACUUUCCUUCAGAUGCAUGAACAAAUCCUUACUGGAGAGAAGCCCAAUGAAAGUCAACAUUAUGGAAAAACCUUUGAUACAUCCAGUGAACCUCACAUGCAUGGAAGAACUCACACAGAAGAGAAGACCAAUGAAUGCCAACCAUGGUGGAAAGUCUUCAGUACUUCUUCUUCCCUUCAGAUACAUGAACAGACACAUACUGGAGUGAAGCCCUAUGAAUGUAAGCAGUGUGGCAAAGCCUUCAUUCAUUCUGCUCACCUUCGCUCCCAUGAGCGAACUCAUACUGGAGGGAAGCCCUAUAUAUGUAAGUGGUGUAACAAAGUCUUUGCUAGACCUUCUCAGCUUCGCAUACAUGAACGAACUCAUACUGGAGAGAAGCCCUAUGAAUGUAAACAAUGUGGUAGAGCCUUUGCUAGAUCUGGUGACCUUCGCACACAUGGAAGGAUGCAUACUGGAGAGAAGCCCUAUAAAUGUCAACAAUGUGGAAAAGACUUUGCUGCAUGCUCUCAGCUUCACAGACAUAAAAGGACGCAUACUGGAGAGAGGCCCUAUAAAUGUAAACAGUGUGGAAAAGCCUUUGCUACAUCCUCUAACCUUCACAAACAUGAAAAAAUGCAUACUGGAGAGAAACCCUAUGUCAAAGAUGUGGUAGAGCCUUUGGUAGAUCCUGUGAACUUCAUGUACAUGAAAGAAUACAUACUGGAGAAAAGCCCUAUGAAUGUAAACAAUGUGGAAAAGCCUACACUACUUCAUCUUCCCUUGUGAUACAUGAGCGAACUCAUACUGGAGAGAAGCCCUAUAAAUGUCUACAAUGUGGGAAAGCCUUCACUAAAUCCUCUUCUCUUCUGAUACAUGAACGAACUUAUACUGGAGAGAAGCCCUAUGAAUAUAAACAAUGUGGUAGAGCC